AAACACGAGGAAGACAGACCGGAAGUGUGGUAUUGAGGAAAGCGCAACAUGUAAAUCGGAAGUGGAAGAUUAUUAUGACACGGGUUGAUACGGCCAUGUAACAUUAAAAACAACUUGGAUGUUGUUUUUAUUCUUUUAACUGUGCUUCUGUCCUGACAUGGCUGCCGCCAACCCUCCUGGGCAACAAGGCUUUCCCACCAAGACCCGAGUAGCCAUCCUGGCGGAGCUGGACAAGGAGAAGCGGCGGCUGUUGCAGACGCAGUCCAUGAGCGACCCCGGAGCCAACACUCCUCUGUCCUCCGGCAGAAGCAACGCCAAGGAGACGAGGGACAGCGCGGAACAGCAGCACAUCGCCGCCCAGCAGAAGGCCGCCCUGCAGCACGCACACGGCCACUCGUCAGGCUUCUUCAUCACGCAGGACUCAUCGUUUGGCAACCUCAUCCUUCCGGUGCUUCCACGCUUGGAGCCUGACUUUUAAUCACCCACAAUCCUGUGGACACUCGGAACUCAUAGCAUCAGAUUGUCACAAUAUCUUUGUGACAUUGACAUUUCAUCUGCAUAUGACACAGGAAUAAAUCAUGUUAUAAACAA
This is a messenger RNA of Doryrhamphus excisus (bluestripe pipefish), 591 nucleotides long. NCBI's taxonomy places the organism in Eukaryota, Metazoa, Chordata, Actinopteri, Syngnathiformes, Syngnathidae. The record is from RefSeq and is a predicted model, not a curated record.